Messenger RNA from Symbiodinium sp. CCMP2456, 236 nucleotides. The record is from the annotation of a GenBank genome assembly. NCBI's taxonomy places the organism in Eukaryota, Dinophyceae, Suessiales, Symbiodiniaceae.
GCGCCCGGGGGACAGGCUACUACCGAGACAUGCAGGCAAAGACAGCGGCGUCCGCAAGGGCACGCGCACCUGCGGGCGGCUAUGCUCCUGCCAUCCCAGCGGCGGCAUCCGGAGCUGGGCCAGAAGACUUGGCGAUUCCGGAGGGCAGCAUUAUGCUUGGCCUCGUCGGGCACCCAAACGUGGGCAAGUCGUCCAUGGUCAACAGCCUCAUGGGCGGGAAGGUGGUCAGCGUCAAA